AUGCGCGCGGCGUCCGCGGCGCCGCGCGUCGCGCCCGCCGCGGCGCCGGCGGCGCGCGCGCGUGAAGCGGGGGCGAUAUGCGCGCGGCGAGGCGCGCGUCGCGCCGCGGCGAUGUGCGCGCGCGCGUCGACGCGCGCGGAGACGGCUGCGGACGACGAUGUUGGUUUCUUCGUCGGAGGACCGAAGAAGAAAUGCAGAAACGACCGUCGAACGCCGCGUCGGCUCGUGCGCUGGGCCGCGGCGCCUCGCGAGGACGACGCCGCGACGCCCGCGGUCGCGACGCGUCGCGAGGACCGACGCGGACGAACGCGCCUUCGCGCGGGCGCGAGGGACGACGUCGCGCGCCGCGAGGCGUCCCCAGAUCCCGCCGUCGUCGCACCAGAGCUCGCGGGGAGUAGUACUCGUGACGACGCGGACGACGACGCGGACGCGGACGACGACGGCGGCGGAUGGUUCGCGUGGACGAAACGAUGGAGCCUGGGCGAUUCCGACGAGUCCGACGACGACGACGCCGACGCGCGCGUCGCCGAGGACGGAAGAGACGCGACGGCGAACGGAGACGAACGAACGACGGACGUCUUCGCCGCGAGGGUCCCGCUGCCCCCGUGGCUGAAAGCGCAGGCGAGCCGCGUCUUGCGCGGCGUCCUCAUCGGCGACGAACGCGGCGACGGCGACGACGCGUCGAUCGACGACGACGCGUCAGUAGUCGCGUCCGACGACGAUUCGGAUUCGCGCGACGAUUCGGAUUCGCGCGACGAAGCGUCGUCCUCCGCCGCCGCGUUCGACGACGCCGCGUUCGCCGACGCGUUCGCCGACGGCGGCGACGCGUCGAGUUCGGCGUCGUGGGUGACCAAAUCUCUGGACGCGUCCAACGACCUCGCCGUGCGCGCGACGGAGCUCGCGAUCGGAAAGCUCGACGCCGCGCUCGCGGCGGUCGACGCGCGCGAGGCGGCGGCGGCGGCGGCGGGGGGGGCGGACGUCGCGCAGGACGAUCUCUUCGCCGCCGCCGCCGCCGCGGGGCGGACGGCCACCGCGCUGCCCGGCGUUGACGACGACGCGAAUGAAAAAGAUGGCGGAGAUUCUGAAGAUCGAAUCAACCCCAACUCGAACGAUCCGCAGCGGCUCCGCGAGCUUCAGACGGCGCUCGAGACGGCCAAGGUGAAAGCGCGCGAGGCGGCGGAGGCGAAGGACGCGCUGCGCGACGCGGUCGGGGAGGUGGCGCGCGCGCGCGCGGAGGCUGAGCGCGCGACCGAGGACGUCGACGCGUCGCGACGGCUGGCGACCAAGACGGCGUUGUUUCGCGCCGGCGAGAAACUCAUAGACGCGUCGCGGCGGUCGCAAUCCGCGGUGAAAGCCGCGGGGCUGGGCGUCGCGAACGCCGUCGACCUCGGCGCGACGCGAUGGGGCCUGAAACCCGAACCGCCGCGAGGGGGCGACAGUUCCAACUCCAUCCUCUUCAACGGCGACGACGAGACGGACGAGACGUGGACGCUCGGGGAAGGACGCGGCGGCGUCGGGCGGUGGCGCGGCGGCGUCGUCACCGUCGCGCGCGACGUCACCGGCGCCAUCGCGCUCUCCGACACGAUGGCGCGGAUCACGGAGUGGAGCGCGUCGUCCGCCGCGAGCGUCACGAAGCUGUUCAGCACGGAAAGCGAGGUGGCGGACGCGAGCGAAAGGAAGCCGCUGACGGCGUCCGAGGCGGGCGCGUUGAUUCAGCCGGCGCUGCGAAAGGUUGUGGCGUCGUCGCUCGAGCCCGCGAGCGCGGUCGACCUCAGGGAGGCGCGCAUGGCGUGCGCGCUCGCGGCGUGGAUAUACUACCUGCCGCGCAUGCACCGAUCGCUGAAGCGGCACGGACUCCGAUUGGUGGUGUCGUCGUUGGACGACGAGAUUGAACGCGGCGGCGUGGGGCGCGCGAAGAAGAAGAGCAACGGCGAAAAGUAUGAAAAGUCGCCGCCGUCGAAGGCGAAGUCCAAGAACGACGCGAACGUCGCCGACGCGCCCGGCGGCGUCUAUGAAAACAACGCCGACGAUGACGACCUCCUCGACGCCGCGACCGACGAGGAGAUCGCCGCGACGCGGCGCGCGAUGGCCGCCGCGGACGCCGCGAUCGAGGAGCUCUCGAGGGCGUCCGAGCUGCGCUCGCGAGGCGGCGACGACGCGGGAAGCUCGCUGGAAGCCGCGCGCGAGGCGGCGAAGCACGCGCAGACGGCCGCGGCGCAGCUCGAAGACGUGCGCGCGAACGCGGAGGCGCGAAGGAGGAAGUCAAAAUCAUCGAAAUCGAAGCAGCGCGGCGAUAGACCCGGGAACGUCGUCGAGGAGCUCGCGAGAGCGCUCGAGACGGCGGACGCGAGCGGCGACGGCGAAAAUAAAGGUUUUGGUUUUGGCGGCGCCAAAACCAAAACCGCCGGAUCAUCCGGAUCCCCCGGGGGGGAAUCGCAGUCGCUCCCGGUGAACUUCUGCGUCGCCGCGGACGACGCGCACGGCCACCUCUGGGUCGUCGUCGAGGGCAGCACGUCUCUGGCGUCGUGGCAGACGAACUUCACGUUCCAGCCGACGACGUUCGAGGAUGCCGCGCUCGACGUCCGCGUGCACAGAGGGUCCUACGCCGCCGCGUGCGACAUUUACGCGCGCGUCGAGGACGUCGUGCGUCGCCACGUGGCAACACACGGACCAAACGCGAAAAUCCACGUCACCGGGCACUCCAUCGGCGGGUCCAUCGCGACCAUCAUCGCCCUGCAGCUCGUGCUGCGGAACGUCGCGCCGAGGGAGAGCAUGCGAGACGUGUGGACGUUCGGGUCGCCGUACGUCUUGUGCGGCGGCGACGCGUUGCUCGCGCGGUUGGGGCUCCCGCGGACGUUCUUGCGGAGCGUCACGAUGGGGAAAGACCUCGUCCCUCGGUCGUUCAGCUGCUACUACCCGCAGUGGGCGAGGAAGAUGUUGGAGUCCGCCCCCGGCGCGUUCAAGGUGCCGCUCGGGGAGCAGCCGAGCUUUCUCGAGGAGGAGAUGUUCUACGCGCCGAUGGGCGACAUGCUCCUCUUGCAGGCGCGUGUUCGUGUUGUUGCCUGCCACGUGUCGCUUCCUGCCACGUGUCGAUCAUCGAGAGAUGCGCUUCUUCGCUCCCCUCGCGCGUCGUCGACCGCGCGUUCGUUAUCGUAUCGUAUCGUAUUUCCCACACACGCUGACACGCCGAACGCUUCCAACCCGCAGGCGAUGCACGGCAGCGCGCACCCGCUCUUACCCCCCGGCCCCGGGUUAUACGCGCUCGCCGGGGAGGGGCUGUACGAGAUGCUCGCGGACCGCGUCGCCGGCGAGGGGUCCCUCGGCGAGGGCGACGAGGAGACGUGGCUGGACAGGAAGCCGGGCGGCGGGAUCGUCGGCGCGAGGGAGUGGUGGGGCGACGGCGCGGAGGAGGAGAGCAGCAGCGACGAGAGCGGCGGCUCGUCCGACGACGACGACGGCGACGGAUCGGGGGGCCCCGGGCGAAUCCUCUCCCCGUCCGUCUUGUUCGCGCCGCGGACGCGCGUCCCGGGGAAUCGCGACGACGGACGCUCGGACGCCUCGGACGCCGCGAAAAAAUCAAAGAAGUCGCGCAAAAGAAGGAAGAAGCGCCGCGGCGCCAAGAGGCUCGACGACGGCGCCGACGCGCGACAGCUGAACCGCCUCGCGUGCCUGACGCAGUCCGACGCCGCGCUCACCGCGUCGCUGCUGCUCGGCAGCGUCGACAGCGACGCGAUACGCGCGUUCUCGAAUUCGUCGUCGCAGAACCCGAACGACGACGCGUCGACAGCGGACGAUCAAAUCGCGGCGCUGUUACAGGAGAGAGGCCGCGACGCGGCGCAACGCGUGUUGUUGAACACGCCGCACCCGCUCACGGUGUUAUCCGACCCUCGCGCGUACGGCAACCGAGGGUCGAUCUCGCGGCAUCACAACCCGUUCAACUACAUGCGCGCGCUGGGGAAGGCGCGGCGGGAGUGGUACGAGGUUGGCGCGGAGUUCGAGGAGGAGGAGGAGGAGGAGGAGGAGGAGGACGCGGCGUGGUACGCGAGGUAG
Micromonas pusilla CCMP1545 is the source of this 4050-nucleotide messenger RNA. Its product is annotated as lipase. Gene Ontology annotation, biological process: lipid metabolic process. The record is from RefSeq and is a predicted model, not a curated record. Gene Ontology annotation, molecular function: glycerophospholipid phospholipase A1 activity. The coding region runs from base 1 to 4050 and encodes 1349 amino acids. NCBI's taxonomy places the organism in Eukaryota, Viridiplantae, Chlorophyta, Mamiellophyceae, Mamiellales, Mamiellaceae. The transcript has a single exon.